ACUCUUUCUGCUGGAGCUGAACCCUGCCAUGCAUUUCCUAUUUACCCAAACGUAACCGUUUCCAUGCGACAGCUCCUCUCACCUAAACAGAUCGUCACUCUUUCCUAACUCACCAUGCAAUUGGCACCGAAGGAGAUCGACAAACUCCUCAUAACCCAAACCGGCUUCCUCGCCCAACGCCGUCUCGCCCGGGGCGUCCGUCUAAACCACACCGAAGCCCUCUCCCUCAUCGCCUGCGUCCUCCACGAACUCAUCCGCGAUGGAACCCACUCUGUCAGCGACCUCAUGUCCCUGGGUACAACCCUCCUCGGCCGCCGCCACGUCCUCCCCUCCGUGCCCCACACCCUCAAAGAAUUAAUGGUCGAAGGCACAUUCCGGAAUGGAACCUACCUCGUCACCGUCCACGAUCCUAUCGCGACCGAUGAAGGGAAUUUAGAAAGGGCGUUGUAUGGAUCACUAUUGCCUGUGAUGGAUAAGGGGAGGGAAAAUGAGGUUUUUUCGUGGCCGCCUGUGGAAGGGUUGGAGGUUUGGGGGGAGAAGGAAAUGCCGGGGGCUGUUGUUGCUGUGAGAGGGAAAGAGGGGAGGAUAGCAUUGAAUGAAGGGAGGAAGAGGUUGAAGUUGAAGGUCACGAGUAAAGGUGAUAGACCAAUUCAAGUGGGGAGUCAUUAUCAUUUUGUGGAAACGAAUCCGAAAUUGGAAUUUGAUCGGUUGAAGGCUAGAGGGAUGAGAUUGGAUAUUCCGGCGGGGACGUCGGUGAGGUUUGAGCCCGGGGAGAGUAGGACUGUUACGCUGGUGGAGAUUGCGGGGAAUAAGGUGAUACGAGGAGGGAAUGGGUUGGCGAGUGGUGGGGUGCAUGCUGUGAGUGAUGAGGGGUUGUUGCAGAGGUUGAAGGAGGGUGGGUUUUUGCAUGUGGAGCAGCCGAGGGCGGAUGCGAGGUUGUUGGAGGGGUGUACGAUGGAUCGGGAGAGUUAUAUUGCUAUGUUUGGACCUACGACGGGAGAUCGAGUGAGGCUUGGAGCGACGGAUCUGUGGAUCUCAGUGGAGAAGGACUUGACAGUCUACGGAGACGAGUGUUCUUUUGGAGGCGGCAAGACGAUUCGUGACGGCAUGGGACAGGCUUCGGGAAGAGCUGACAAGGACUGCUUGGAUACCGUCGUUACCAAUGCGCUCAUUGUGGACUACACGGGCAUCUACAAGGCGGAUAUUGGCAUCAAAGAUGGCAUCAUUGUUGGCAUUGGCAAAGCUGGAAAUCCGGAUGUGAUGGAAGGCGUCGAUCCCAACCUCAUUGUUGGCGCUGCGACAGAUGUCAUUGCUGGCGAACACAAGAUCGUCACAUACGGAGGCUACGAUUCGCAUAUUCACUUCAUCUGCCCUCAGCAAGCAUACGAAGCAGUGGCGAGCGGCAUCACGACUUUCCUGGGAGGAGGUACAGGACCAAGCACCAGCACAAAUGCUACGACUUGCACGCCAAGUGUCAAUAUGAUGAAGUGGAUGCUUCAAGCAUGCGAUGACUUACCGAUCAAUGUUGGAAUCACGGGCAAAGGUAACGACGCAGAUCCCGCAGGUCUGAUAGAUCAAGUUGAAGCUGGUGCAUGCGGACUGAAACUGCACGAAGACUGGGGCACAACACCUGCCACAAUCGACACAUGUCUCUCCGUUGCCGAUGAACACGAUAUCCAAGUCCUCAUCCACACCGACACCCUGAACGAAUCCGGCUUUGUCGAAACCACAGUCGCAGCUUUCAAAGACCGCACAAUUCACACCUACCACACCGAAGGUGCCGGCGGCGGCCACGCCCCAGACAUCAUCUCCGUAGUCGAACACCCUCACGUCCUCCCUUCAUCCACAAACCCCACCCGCCCCUACACCGGCAACACCCUCGACGAACACCUCGACAUGCUCAUGGUCUGCCACCACCUCUCCCGCAACAUCCCCGAAGACGUCGCCUUCGCCGAAUCGCGCAUCCGCGCCGAAACCAUCGCAGCCGAAGACGUCCUCCACGACAUCGGCGCAAUCAGCAUGAUGUCCUCCGACUCCCAAGCCAUGGGCCGCUGCGGCGAAGUCAUCCUCCGAACCUGGAACACAGCCCACAAAAACAAAGUCCAACGCGGUUUCCUCCCCGAAGACGCCGGAACAGACGUCGACAAUUUCCGUGUCAAACGUUAUAUUUCGAAAUAUACCAUCAACCCGGCCAUCGCGCAAGGGAUGUCCCAUCUUCUCGGUUCUAUUGAACCAGGGAAACUCGCGGAUCUUGUCCUCUGGGAUCCUGCGAAUUUUGGUGUGAAACCUGCGCAAGUUGUGAAAGGGGGGAUGAUUGUUUAUUCGCAAAUGGGUGAUCCGAAUGCUAGUAUUCCGACUGUGGAACCUGUGAUUAUGCGGCCCAUGUUUGGGGCGAUGGUUCCUGGUGCGAGGGGGAUUGCGUGGGUGAGUGGGAGGAGUAUUGAGAGUGGGAAAGUUGCAUCUUAUGGAUUGAAGAAGAGGGUGGAGGCUGUGAAGAAUUGUAGGAGUGUGAAGAAGGGGGAUAUGAAAUUUAAUGGGAAGAUGCCGAGGAUGAAGGUUGAUGCGGAGAGAUAUAUUGUCGAAGCGGAUGGCGAGGAGAUGAAGGCUGAGCCGGCGGAUACGCUGCCUUUGAGUCAAGGGUAUUUUAUCUUCUGAGCAGGUAUGGAUCAAAAUUAGGAAACAAAUGAACCUCGAUGACUCCAAAACACAGGGCGUGACCAGAACUCGCAGCAUAAGCACAAUUUUUGCGUUGGCUUUCUUGCACCUGCCUACCUGGCCUUGCUCUGGUCUUGUGCCGAGAUCGGGUUCGCGGCAUUGUUGUGAACGCUGGAGACCAGUAUGCUUCCGAGAAACAACAGAAAAAAUGGGCCGGAAUGUUUGAGCUUCAAUGAGCUACUCGAGCAACAGCAGGUUUUCUGUCCUGCCUAUUAGCCAUACCACUCGGCGC
Cercospora beticola is the source of this 2947-nucleotide messenger RNA. RefSeq names its product Urease (gene URE1). NCBI's taxonomy places the organism in Eukaryota, Fungi, Ascomycota, Dothideomycetes, Mycosphaerellales, Mycosphaerellaceae. Gene Ontology annotation, molecular function: nickel cation binding; urease activity. The record is from RefSeq and is a predicted model, not a curated record. Gene Ontology annotation, cellular component: urease complex. Gene Ontology annotation, biological process: urea catabolic process.